Molecule: messenger RNA, 2889 nt
Organism: Leguminivora glycinivorella
Lineage: Eukaryota; Metazoa; Arthropoda; Insecta; Lepidoptera; Tortricidae
Exons: 11
Coding region: 162-1973 (603 amino acids)
Source: RefSeq, a predicted model, not a curated record
CGGAACUGCGCAGCGGCCGCGCGCGUUCCAAUUUCAAACUUCGGAUCAAAUUCGAAACCGUGUUCUAUUUACAAACUUUUUAAUUCCUAAACGUUUCGUGUAUCUCUUGUUUAAGUGAGGAAUGUAUUUUAAAUUUGGAAUGCACAUGAUGUAAAGACAAGAUGGCGGCAUCCGGUGCGGUGUACGAGGACGGAGGAGUCAAGUUGCAUCCGUACCUCAUCGCUUUGGCAAGAUGGUGUGUCUCCUGCUUAUGGAGCACUGCCUCCGCCAUGCUGUACCGGCUGCUGACCAACCCUCUCCCACAGAUCACAGCGCCAAAGUCCUCAAAGCCGCGGCCGGCGGGCAAAGAGCACCUACACCCAGAGCCUAAAGUAGAGUGCGUGGUUCUUCACCAGCCAGAGACACCCAAAGUCGAUGUCAUCUUCGUGCAUGGACUCUAUGGUUCCCUGGGCAACACUUGGAGACAAGGGGAAUGGAGAUCCAAAUACAAAAUAGAACCCAACAAAAUAUCCCUCCGACGACCCAGUUCCAUACCUGCCUGUGAUUGUAACAAAGAAAAACACACAUUCAAUGAAGAUGCAAACAACAUUGAAAGUAUUAAAAACAGUAUCAAACUAGAAAACGAAAACAUACUCAAUUUCAACGACAAAGAAAUAACUUUUACUAACAUAAAUGAAUAUUAUAAGAAAAGAAUAAGUAAUGACGACAUGUUUACUGAGAAGUUUUAUAAAGAUGGUGACCAGUGUGAAGUUGUUGAUAAUUAUGAUACACAAGCGAAGUUCGUUAGAGAUUUGUUCAAUAUGGAGAAUUUGAAAGUGGAGAAGAAGGAGAAUGAUAAUUGUAGGUGUCGGGCGGAGGAGAAACGGUGUGAAGUCGGCUGUGGCUGUAUUUGUGACGAGUGCUAUUCCGCAUGCUGGCCCCGCGACUGGAUUAAGGAGGACUACCCCCAUGCUAGGGUCAUUUCCAUUAACUAUACUAGUGACCCUCACUUGUGGAGACCUUUGUGGAUCAAGCAGUGUAAACGAUUGCAUCUUCACGAGCGAGCAGAACAAAUGAUCAGCCAGCUGCUAACGUUGGGUGUGGGACGUCGUCCCAUCGUGUGGGUGGGACACUCCAAGGGGGGGCUCUUCAUCAAGCAGAUAUACUGCGAAGCCUACGAAGCCUACAUCAAACUUAAUGGGAAUCAAAAUGAAGAAACAAACAAUAUAAAUGAACAAAACUGCGACGAAUAUGACAAAGACAACGAAAUGAAUCACAAAACUGACAGUAAUAUAGACAAUAACAACAUAAAUAUUGAAGAAAAUAAGGAUAUUGAUAAUAUAAGUGUAAAAAGACAUUUAGAUUUAAAUGAAACAGACUUUUAUGAACAAGUUUAUGAAGAAAGCAUAGAAUCUAAUAGAAUUAGGGAAAAUGAUAAUUCCAGCAGUAUAAAUGAUAAUUGUAAGAAUAAUAUAGAGUUAAGAUAUGAUGAUAUUUACGAUAGCUCGGCUAGUGAAAGUUCUUGUGAUUUACGAGAAACUAAGGAUGGGAAUGGUUCAGGGUCUUCAAACGUAGAAGAAGACCUGUCCCAGCGCGCUCAACUCUGGUCCCUAAGCUCCGGGUUCAUGUUCUAUUCGGUCCCGCACCGCGGGUCCCCACUCGCUGACAUCAAGACACCGCUGACUGCGCGCUCCAUCGAACUACUGGAGAUGGGACAAGACUGUUCGCUAGUGCGGGGGCUCCACGCGCGCUGGCUGAGCGCGGCCGCGCGCUCGCCGCCGCUGGUGCGGAGUCUCGUGGAGACCACCAGGACGCUCAUGGCUGUGCUUUGGCUUAGGAUAGUCAGCACCGACUCUGCUGAUGCUGGUAUAGGCGCACUAUGUGGUGUUUCGGUGGACCACCGUGAAAUCUGCAAGCCUUCUAGCCGACACUGCAUUCUUUAUACAGAACUAAAAGCGCUUAUACACGCCGCUUUAGAAAAGUGCGGGAAGUAGCGCCAUCUAGUAGUGAAUAGCUGAACAACAAUUGAUAUUUUGUGGUAUAGUUAUAAACUUAAAUAUUGCUCCGAUGGUGGUAUAUUCAUGCGAGACGUUCUCAGAUAUGUCGAUAAUAUAAUAUUUGAGGCUGCAUUAUCUACACGGAAUUCAAAACGCUUGUAAUUGCUGCUUAAAGUGCGGGAAGUAGCGUCAUCUUGUGGUGAGUAGCAGUACUAGAAGUUUGGAGAUAUACAAAUCGUCACUACUUUUAAAAAAUCUCGUAUCUCACGCUGUUCCUCAAAGUUAAAACGCAGUAAGUCUAUAUGCAUUCCAUACAUACUUACUACAAUUUUCUUUUCAUUGACAGACGAAGAUACAAGUUUUUUUAAAUGUAGUGACGAAAUCUGCAUUUGAUGUGCACACUUCAAAGCGCUUUUGAAUAACGCGAAGUAAUGCCACCUAGCGGUAAAUAGCUAAACUACAACUGAUAAUGCUUAGAAAAUAAGUAAAAUUAAGUGAAGUUAAAAAAUUGAAUGCCAUAAAAAGUGCCACAAUGUGGCUGUGUGUUUGUGAUACUGAUAAAAAUUUAGUUAUGAUUAAUUAAAAAAAAAUCAGAACAUGUACUGACUUAUAAGAUCCUACCAUUUGAGCAGUCAUUUUUAACCAUAGAGGAAAAUAAGGGAAGAGUUAUAACUCCAUACAUCAGUAAAUGUGAGUUAUUUGUAGUGACAUCUACCGUCGAUCACGCGUCAAAUUAAUAACGUAAAUUAUCAGUACCAGUACUCGACACUAGAUCUCGAGUCUUAACAGUCUGCCAAAAAAAUAAUAUUAAAACAGUUUACAACUUAUAUUACAAGCAGAAGGCAUUGAAAACAGAAUACUGAUUAAUACUAUUGUAAUAUGAGCAAAAAAUUGAUGAGCUUUUCGUUCGUCG